AUGUCAAGCUCGUCAUCUUCUACUGAGGCCGGGAGCUCUCCUCCAAGACGUUGUUGUAGACAUGACACGUCAUCAUCUGCGGAGGAGAGGCCUCCCGGCACAGAGACCGCAGCAGAGGAGGAAGUCGGUGGUGGAGAACAGCAGCUCGUCCCGUUGACUCCAAUAGAGGUCGUCAAGCAAAAGCCAGAGGAAUACAAUACUUCUUUAUUGGAUGCACCCAAUAGCGAAGCUUACGACACCGUCUGGCUCGAAGACGUCUUCUCCAGCGUGAAACCAGAAUUAGAACCUGAAAUCCAAAACGAAUAUGGUCCGGCAUCAUCUUUGCAAUCUGCAGAAGGAACUUCUAAGUGUGAGGCAGCGAUUGCAGCAGGUGCAAAUACAGCCACAAUGCCACGAUGGGAUGUAGAAAAACGUAUUUCCCUCAUCCAGGAGAGGCCGGAGCUUUGGGAUACCCGGCAUAAUUCAUAUAUUGACCGACAAAAAAAGGAUGCUUCAUGGGAGCAAGUGGCACGGAGCAUGCGCCGAAGCGAAUGGGCCAAGGCUGAUAGCCGAGGCCGGGCCGAAUUAGUGAAACAAACCAAAACCCGCUGGGCAAGUUGCCGCGACCAGUUCAGGCGGGAGAUGACCAGCAAAGGCCGGAGUGGGGAGGGGUCGUCGCGUAAACGGGCCUAUAUAUAUACGGCCCAGUUGCAAUUUCUUCGGCCAGUUAUGGAAUUGAGGCCUACUGUGGACAGUCUGGAUCCAUCCCACGAGUCUGAAUCGUCGGGCAGUGAAACCCCUGCAGUCUUUUCCCCGCAGGCAAGUCCUGAACCAACCCCGGCUCAGGACCCAGAAGACUCCACGCAGGCUGAGGCCCCCCUACCACUGGCCAGUCCACCCAGGAUUGUCCAGUCUCAGCCCAGACGGCGCCACCAAGUCCCUCCCUCUACCUCUGGGCCAGAGAGUCGGGAGGUUAUUGAUGCACGCGUCAUCGAUUUUCUGGCCCAGAGGAGGAGUGAUGGCAAGGAGGAGAAGCUGUUGAGGGGACUGGGCCCGCUCCUGCAGCAGGUUCCUACAAAUGAACAUCCGGACUGCGUGGCCUCCAUAGCCAUCGUCAUCAAAAUGUUCGCUUGCCCCAACCAUGGGGACAUCAUUGGCCGAUUAAAUAACAUGCGCAUUGAGGUUGAAAAUGCAGGCCAGCAGCCCAAUCCGGCCCCAUACCAAUUCCCUCCCCAACCCACCCAAGGCCCUUCUUAUGCCCCCCCUCAACAGUACCUUCCACCUCAGGGGCCAAGUCAUUCUGUGGGGCAGCCCCUUUACCAUCCCAGUAUAGCAACUGGGGCACCACCACCGGCCCAUGUUAGGCCACGGUCCUCUUUUCUGCCUGGGUCGUUCUCGCAGGACCUUCUGGAUUUGUAA
Messenger RNA from Bufo gargarizans (Asiatic toad), 1398 nucleotides. RefSeq lists its product as uncharacterized. The transcript is spliced from 8 exons. Gene Ontology annotation, biological process: regulation of transcription by RNA polymerase II. The record is from RefSeq and is a predicted model, not a curated record. The coding region runs from base 1 to 1398 and encodes 465 amino acids. Gene Ontology annotation, cellular component: transcription regulator complex; nucleus. Lineage: Eukaryota; Metazoa; Chordata; Amphibia; Anura; Bufonidae.